AUGCGCAGAACGUGUAUCUCAGAACGGUGCUUCAACGUCUGGAGGACGAUGUCGACCUCCAUGAACGCCGAAUCAGGAAAGAAGACCUCGAGGGCUGGGAGCGGUAAAAAUAACUCCUCAAAUGCCGGUGCUGAAACCGAAGCGCAGCCCACGACUUUCCAUGAUUUUCUCGGCAACAAGGGCCAGGAAUCUGCUCCGGCCGCCGAUAAAGGUGACCGGCCGCCGCCGGAGGUGUCCCCGUCCUCCAUUUCUGAUCUGGGUUCUGAAAGGAACACCGGUAACCAUUUGGAGGGGAUACCAUAUUACGGGUCAAGAGGUGACAUCUCUGGGCUCGAAAGCGGCAACAGGUUCACGGGCUACAAGCGAAGUAAUUCCGAUUCUUUCAUGACAUUGUCCAGAGAUAAAUUCCCUCAUGGGCCGCAACCCGACUCCCAAGAUAGCCCGCUUUUAACCAAACUGCUUCGGUACUCAAGUGGUGAGGGCACGAUACGCCCGCGUGAAGAGGAAACACCAUUUGGUGCAAUGCACCAAAUGCGUCCAAUCACGUCCUCUUUUAUAUCUCAAUCCUCGGGCCGAACGGACACUAAUCCAUCCAAAUGGAACCCUGGGCACACACUGCAGUAUCCUCCUCGCGUUAGUCAGAUCGUGCCUUUUGGAUACCAUCAGGGCCCGGGGAAUCGGGCCAAAGAGGCAAAUGCGGGCCUGCCUCUUGUGUCACAAACCGCAGCUGAUGAAGGGUCGAGGACCGGGAUUAAAGGGUCUGCUGGGAUUUUGAGCUCGAUUGGUGCAGCUGGGCCCAUAUCUGGGAGGCAGCCGGCUGGUGUACUCAUAACUAGUGGUAAACAAAAAUCUGCUGUGAGCAUAUCGGAGCCCGAGUCCUCAACUAAUCCCGGUCGGCAUGGGAUGGAAUCCGGUGGUCGUCAGAUGACUAUCUUUUAUGGUGGUCAGGCGCAUGUUUUCGACAAUGUUCCCUCCAAUAAGGCAGAUGUUAUAUUGGCGUUGGCCGGAUCAAACGGCGGAUCUUGGUCAACAACCUAUAAUAAGCCUAACUCGACCGGAAAGGCAUUGGCCAGCGACAACUCGGAAGCCGCACUUUCUAUAUUGAGAGAGCUGCACGCCAGGCCAUCAGACAAAUAG
Striga hermonthica is the source of this 1137-nucleotide messenger RNA. The record is from the annotation of a GenBank genome assembly. Lineage: Eukaryota; Viridiplantae; Streptophyta; Magnoliopsida; Lamiales; Orobanchaceae.